Molecule: messenger RNA, 8041 nt
Organism: Erinaceus europaeus (western European hedgehog)
Lineage: Eukaryota; Metazoa; Chordata; Mammalia; Eulipotyphla; Erinaceidae
Gene: KCNA3
Product: potassium voltage-gated channel subfamily A member 3
Exons: 2
Coding region: 132-1892 (586 amino acids)
Biological process (GO): protein homooligomerization; potassium ion transmembrane transport
Cellular component (GO): axon; membrane; voltage-gated potassium channel complex
Molecular function (GO): protein binding; delayed rectifier potassium channel activity
Source: RefSeq, a predicted model, not a curated record
AGACCCAGACUAACCUCGCGGCGGCGGCGGCGGCGGCGGCCGCAGCAACAGGCGGCUGGCUCGGCUUGGGGCGGAGGCGGCGGAGGGGCGGGGAGGCGAGGAGCAGCGCAGCCAGCCCGCGCCGCCGCUGCAUGGACGAGCAUCUCAGCCUCCCGCGCUCGCCGCCGCCGCCGCCGCCCUCCGCCCGCCGAGGCGCCCACCCUCCUCAGGACCCUGAGAGCGGCGUUGGCGGCGGCGGCGGCUCCCACAGCCUCGUGAGCCCCGACUGCGCCGAGCCCGCCGCGGGCCCCGAGCUGCCGCCCGACAUGACGGUGGUGCCCGAGGACCACCUGCCGGAGCCGGAGGCGGCCGACGACGGCGGCGGGGACCCGCCUCAGGGCUGCUGCGGCGGCGGCGGCGGCGGUGGCGGCGGCUGCGAGCGCUACGAGCCGCUGCCGCCCGCGCUGCCGGCCGCCGAGCAGGACUGCUGCGGGGAGCGCGUGGUGAUCAACAUCUCGGGACUGCGCUUCGAGACGCAGCUCAAGACCCUCUGCCAGUUCCCCGAGACGCUGCUGGGCGACCCCAAGCGGCGCAUGCGGUAUUUCGACCCGCUCCGCAACGAGUACUUCUUCGACCGCAACCGGCCCAGCUUCGACGCCAUCCUCUACUACUACCAGUCCGGGGGGCGCAUCCGCCGGCCCGUCAACGUGCCCAUCGACAUCUUCUCCGAGGAGAUCCGCUUCUACCAGCUGGGCGAGGAGGCCAUGGAGAAGUUCCGGGAGGACGAGGGCUUCCUGCGCGAGGAGGAGCGGCCGCUGCCCCGCCGCGACUUCCAGCGCCAGGUGUGGCUGCUGUUCGAGUACCCCGAGAGCUCGGGGCCGGCGCGGGGCAUCGCCAUCGUGUCGGUGCUUGUCAUCCUCAUCUCCAUCGUCAUCUUCUGCCUGGAGACCCUGCCCGAGUUCCGCGACGACAAGGACUACCCCGCCUCGACGGCGCAGGAGCAGCCCGAGGCGGCGAGCAACAGCACGUCGGGGACCCCGGCCGGGAGCUCCAGCUUCUCGGACCCCUUCUUCGUGGUGGAGACCCUGUGCAUCAUCUGGUUCUCCUUUGAGUUGCUGGUGCGGUUCUUCGCCUGCCCCAGCAAAGCUACUUUCUCCAGAAACAUCAUGAACCUGAUUGACAUCGUGGCCAUCAUCCCUUACUUCAUCACCCUGGGCACUGAGUUGGCCGAGCGGCAGGGCAAUGGACAGCAGGCCAUGUCCCUGGCCAUCCUGAGGGUCAUCCGGCUGGUGCGCGUCUUCCGCAUCUUCAAGCUCUCCCGCCACUCCAAGGGGCUGCAGAUCCUGGGGCAGACGCUCAAGGCCUCCAUGCGGGAGCUGGGGCUGCUCAUCUUCUUCCUCUUCAUCGGGGUCAUCCUCUUCUCCAGCGCUGUCUACUUCGCCGAGGCAGACGACCCCACUUCGGGUUUCAGUAGCAUCCCGGAUGCUUUCUGGUGGGCAGUGGUAACCAUGACGACGGUAGGUUAUGGUGAUAUGCACCCAGUGACCAUAGGAGGCAAGAUCGUGGGGUCCCUUUGUGCCAUCGCAGGUGUCCUGACCAUUGCUCUGCCAGUCCCAGUGAUUGUUUCCAACUUCAAUUACUUCUACCACCGGGAAACAGAAGGGGAAGAGCAAGCCCAGUACAUGCAUGUGGGAAGUUGCCAGCACCUGUCCUCUUCAGCUGAGGAGCUACGCAAAGCAAGGAGUAACUCUACUCUGAGUAAGUCGGAGUACAUGGUGAUCGAAGAGGCGGGUAUGAACCAUAGCACCUUCCCUCAGAUCCCAUUCAAAACGGGCAACUCCACUGCCACCUGCACCACGAACAAUAAUCCCAACUCGUGUGUCAACAUGAAAAAGAUAUUUACCGAUGUUUAGAAUAUGGUACAAGUGAAUGCUGUGCUCAGUAUUGUGUGGAACGUGCCCCCUUGGUCUGUGUAUGCCCUUGUUUUAUACGUUUCCAGACCAUUCAUCUAGGAAAGGACAGGAAGAAGUGGGAAGCACAAACUUCAUUCACCCUCUCCCUACUGCUUCAUACUGAAACAGGUGUCUGUUAUGCAAGUGGGCUGCAUUCUCUCAGCUCUCCUCCCCACCUUCUUCUUAAUAUUGCAAACAACAGACUUUAAACUUGAUUUCUAGUACACACCCUAUGAAAAAAAACUACAUCCUGGGAGGAAAUGAAACUAAAGAACAGUUAGAGUAACUGUUUAACCUCAAAAUCAAAAGGCAUUUGUUUCUUUACUAAGUAAAGCAGGAACAUAUACUUAAACAAUGCUUAAGUUUGAUGAACACUUCCAGCAUUUUUGAAUAUUUAGUUCUAUUGCCUACACUGUGGAUAUGUGGAUGAAAAGUCCAAUUAGAAAAAUGACUUGUAAACCCACCAGAAAAUUACUUGCUCUUUGACUGGGGAUUUUAUUUGGAACUCUCUUCUCAGAAUUUUCAAGAUGUCUACAACUUUGAACAAAGGGAAAUGCCCAAAAUGUCCUGAUAUGACUAAUUUGUUGAACUCAUUGGGACUUGGUAAGCAUUUCAAAAGUACUAGACUUAACAAAAAAAUUCUUGUGAAGUUCUGUGUGUUAUGUUUCAGCCAUCUAUCAAAGCGUAGAAGCUGAGGCUUUCAGUGCAGAGAGAAACAAACAAACAACAACAACAGCAAAAUCCUAAUGCAUCUGAGAGAGAAGCUUCUGCAGUAUCACAAGAAGAUUAAAGUGGCAGACACUCCUUACAGCGGAAGUUACUAAUUUGGACCUGACUGAUGUAGUUUCCAUAGCAACCCAUGUUUCCUGGGAAACCCGAAAAGGGUUGUCAUGGCAUCUUUUGCUCUCUGGCCCCACCCCCUAGCCCCUGCUGUUUCCACAGUAACCUUUCCAGAUGCUUCCUAUAUGAUUUCAUAAGGAAAACCACUAUUUGAAUAAACCGCAUAAAUAAAGUAAGAAUCCACUAUGGUGAAAUGAGUCACAGAUGCCUAGCUUUUUUUUUUUUUUCAUCAUCAUCUCAUAAUGACUGAGUGGAGAAGGAAAAUAUCAUCUUUGGAAUGUUUGAUAUACUCCACAAUAUGGCAUGAUUUGUGUUAAAUGCCAGUAAUUAGACAAUAAUAUUUAAGGAUGCAUCUCUACUGUUUUCUUUCUCCAAGAAAUUCCAAGGCAACAAAUGAAAUUUGAGGACAAAGUGUUAUGUACAUAAGCAGAUGAGAGUGUCAAAACAGUGUACCUGAAACCUUACUACAAGGGACCUUCAGACUUCCUCUUAAAAAAUAAAAUAAAACAACACUCAACAUCAAAGCACCUGAAAAGCUAAAUAAGCUUGAAAAAAAUUAAAGGAAGAACAUUUUUUAACUAAGGGUAUUUCAGACAAUCAAUAAAAAGGAGGGGCAGGAAGUAUCCAAAUUUUGGGGAAAUAUCUGCAAGUUUCAGCCAUUUGCCAGGGGUUGCCUGAAGACAGACAAUCAGAUACCUGAAGAAUCCCAUAAAAGAACGUUACAGCUGCGCUGGCCAGUAGGAGGAUCAUUUUUAAUUUGCCUAGAUAAAGAAGGCAGUUUGGUUUUGUUGCUGAUGAUGGUGACCCAUCUGCCAGCCAUAUUUUUGUUUCAGUUGACAUUAAACAACAUGUCUCUAACAAAUGUUUCAUAUAAUAUGGAAACAGCUGUGAAACUGGAGGAUUCUCUUCUAAUUGUGUGCAAUAUAAGAGAUUAAUCAAGAGAUAAAGAAGCACAUUAAAAAUAUUAAGGUAUCAUUAGUUUACCCUUUUGACAUUUUGAUGAAAUCUAAUUGUCCAAAAACUAAUCAAUCAAUACUGCUGAUUUUAAAAAAGCUAAAUGUUUGUUUUCCAAAAUGUCAACUGUAACUGUUAGCUUCUUUCAGUUAGUUACUGUUUAAUCAUGUGGUUUAUUAAUGUUAUAGACUGUGGUCUGGAUUAUGUGCAACUUUAUUUGUGAAUGUGUGUUUUGUACCAAAGGCUCUCAUGCAUAGAUUAACCUAUUUACAUGUAAAUAAGUGAGGUCUACACUGUGCCAAAAUGAGUGGAAUUAAAAGAUAGACUUGCCUAAAAGAAAUGUGCCUUGCUUGAUUAAACUUUUUUUUUUUACUCAAAAUGAUAGUGAUGUGAGUCUUAUAGGUAGCUGUUACCUGAACUUAACUUAAAAAAAAACAUGAGUAUUUAUUGCAUAUUUUAAGUUGUCUACUCAGUUAGCAUUUUAGCAUUUAGUUAUACUUUUCAAUGGUUCAUAUAUAUUCAUUCAAUUGAGUUUGGUGUGGUGAAACAAAGCACAUUCUUAAAGAUAUAUACAGUAUUUCACCUAAUGUUUAUAGAAUUUAUUUCAAACUUCUAUUUGAUUCAUUUCUAUUUUUAUAUAUUCUUUUCACUUAAAAAAAAAAAAGCAGUUUUAACUGGUAAAGAGAUUUAGGAGGUUAUGAAGAUGAUUUCCCAUUUGGGAGACAUUUCACUUCUGUGCCAUUAUUAAUGUAUUUACUGUGACAUUUCAGCAGAAUGGUAGCUAUUUGUAUAUUAUUUAAUAAGCCUUAACUGUGAACAUUUAGAAUCAGGAAGACUUGCUUAAUUUUUAUAUUUUAUUUAAAAAAUAUACCUGAGCAAAGGCAUAAGUAGCCAGUGGCCUGAUGUUCAAAAUGCAUAACCCUGCCAACAGUGUUAGUAGGUUACUAUCAGAAUAUUUCCCUAGCAAAGCCAGUUUUAUUAUUCUUUCCCAUGCCCUACAGAAGGAAAUUCAGGUGAGGAAUAUCAUUGUUAGUUACUAUAUAAGAAUCAGUAACUGAAAUGAUCUUAAUACCUAUCUUAAGAAAAACAGAUGGAUAGGAGAUAUAGUCCAGGUAACUUUCUUUAAGGCAAUGUCUACAUUGAAUAUUUUCAUAAACUUCAGGUGAUUUCUCUGUGGUAAAAAUUAGAUCAUAUUAUUCUAGGGAAAAAAGUGAAAUAAAAGAGUGGCAGAUUUGAGUUAUAUGAACCUCCAGUCAGGAUGACUGUUGAUUAGAGUGAAAAUGUUAUCAUCACAGUGUUUUCCUUCUUUGUUAGCCCUUGUAGUGACACACUGACCCAGAGAAUGGUCGGUCAUUUCCAGCAAACUUAAUACUUGUGACUGAUGGUCACAGCCUGGUCAACAGUAAAUUAAUUCACAUCAGCUGCUGGAAUGAUUUAGACAAACCAAUCCUGUAGGAUAUCUUAGACAUUCAGAUGUAUUAGGCAAAACUAGUAGGUGUUAUAAAAAUAAACACAAGAGCUGCCUUCAUUAAGCACCAGUAACACAACUUUUGAGUAUUACAGUAUUUAACAUCCAUGUUUUAUUAUCAUUGCUACAGUUCUAAAUAAAAACAAAGCCUGGACUUAAUUAAUAAGAUGAUAGUAUGGAGUAUGGCACAAAUAAGUAUAUUGUCAUAUCAAGUGAGUAGUAAAUCAGUAUUCGUCAGUCUAUCAGGAGACCAGGAUUCUUAACCACUUUGUGCAUGUGGGGCCUAGAAAGGUCACUUACUAUUGAUGAGCUCUAGUUUACACAAUCUCCAAAUGGUGUGUUGAGCUAACUAAGCACCAAAGCUCUUUCCAGCCCCUAAAUCCUUAUUAGACACCUUUGAAAAGGCUGUGAAGAAUACUCAAGCACUUGGAUUUUCUUAUGAAUUCCUGAAGGGAAGAAAAAAGAAUGAGGACGUGAGGACGUAAGCCUUGAGAAUAUCGUAAAUAUAUCAUCCUUCAACUUGAUUGUGAAAAGAGAAAAUAGGUUUUUUUUUUUUAAUUUCCUAAGAAUUGUCAUUGGUCUGUCAGAGGAUUCAAAAUAAGUAGAAAAAUAUCACUCUGCAGAAUGGAAACUGGUAAGUCAAACAGCUGGAUUAGAGAGCAGGUUAUUUUCUUAAUCUGGUUAGAUGCUAAAGCUAUAUGAAAUUGUAUAUUAAAUGCUAAAACACCACCAGAGCAUUGAUGCACAUUUGACAUUAUAAUCUUAGAAAUUGGAGAAGGGAAGGAAAAAAUUAGAAGAAGGGGAGUGUCUGCCUUAUGAUCUCUUGAUUCUUUUUGCACAAGAAGCAGUUUGGUAGCAAAUAAGUGGGUACCUGUGCUUUAGUGCUGGCUCUGUCAACAACUCAUGUGCCCUACUAACCUCUCUAAGCUCCAGUUCCAUUAACUAUACAGUGAAGACGUUAUAUUUACAUCUUUGAAAAUUCUACAACCUUUCAUAUACGUGUUAUAUGUACAUGUACAUGUUGCUCCCCUCUGGUCACUAAGAUACCAUCCUCUCUACCCCUGAGUCAACAGACUACAAAUCCAAAUGUUCAUACUUCUAACAUUCCCAGCUAGCCUCAGCAGGAAAGAAAAUGUUUUCAUGCUACUUUUAAUUUUGAUCAUUGUUUGCUUGUUAUGGUUUAUCAUUUCAUGUUUGAAUAUUGAGUUAGAUAUGUAAACAAGAUUUCUGUUCAAGUGAAUCUACCCUUUAAGUUUUUUGUUGUUUAAUAAAUACUUGACAAAUAAAAAUGAGAGGUACUGUGAUUACCAGUGAGUUGUAUCUUCUAAGGUACAUUUCUGCCACACUAGAAAGUCUUUGCCCUUUUGGUUCCAGAAGCAACGACUGUAAUUUAAAACAAUAUUCACAACACUUUGUGAAUACAAAUGUGGCCUGAUAAAGCCAUAUGGUGAUUAAUUUUGCUCAGGAGUGAGAAUUAAAAUUCAGGGAUAAUCUAGACACUUCUGUUUGACUUUAGUGGACAGUUUGGAAAGAAGGGUUAUGUAGCUUUUGCACAACGUAAAUAAGAUGUACCUAUAUCCAUUGAAAAACAAAAGUAUAUUCUGGUUGCUGGUUUUAUGAUAGAGAAGGGGUUAGAAAGAUACUAAAAUGUAGAAACUAGGUAAAUUGGUAAAAUGAUUAUCAGUCCAUUUGAAUAAUACAGAAAAUAUUUUGUCAUAUUGAGAUUAUUUGUUCGGAAGUGUAGUCUUAUAUCCCUCCAUUCAAAAGAGGGGGCAGAUUUUAAAGGCCUCAAAGAAAUGUAUAUUUUGACUAGUGGAGCAAUUCAUUAAAGCAUUCAAUCUAAUCAUUUGUUUUUGUGAAUCUGAAUUUUCACUUUAGGUGUGAGUCUCUUACAUAAGUGUGGGUGAUCUUUGUGAGAAGUAAUUCCAUUCAUUUUUCAUAGCUGAUGAAAUGUGCUGUAUUGUGAUUCUAGCAUAUUGUGUUGAUAGAGUAUCUUAUAGCAGUUUGUGAACUGAUCAUACUAAAGCAAAUCAUAGUAGUAUCUCUUCUAGUAAGUUGUUUUCAUAGUGUUACCUCUUAAUGCCAUGUUGGGAGAGGGAAGGUUAAGUGUUUAAUUUACUUAAAACUGUUAGAAUAUAUUUCCUAAAUGCCAUACAAUUGUAUGAUUAUAAACCAAAUACGAAUUUCCUCUUUUUACUUAAAUUUUAUUGUAUAGAUCAUUUUUAAACCACCCCAUAGAAGGGUAUGAUAUCUGUUAUAAAUUUUCCCAUAUGUUUCUACAAGAAAAAGUGAACACUGUAUGUGUAUCUCUGUGUAAUAUGUUUAAUGUUACAAUAAGAAUCCAUUUUGAAACCACAUACAUAUAGAUAAUAACUAUUGCAGAUGUUGAAUAACAAAGCACUUCAAUAUUUUGAUAGAAAUGUCUAAUAUAUAUGUAUUAUAUUUUAUAAUAUAAAGACCAUUCACACAUAUUUAAAUAUCCAUAUGAAGGAAUAAUACCAUCUGGAGUUUAAAGAUGAAACAACCAAGGUUUAGAAAGGUAAAGUGUAUUGUCCAACAUCAUAUCUCAGUAAAUGUCUCUAAAUUUAAUUUUCUUUAUGCUAGUGACCCUUUCAUGUUGCAUUUUUCCUUCUCAUUGCCAUUGUCUUUAGAACUUUUUACUAAAGUUCAAAUUGAAAUGAUGCACCAGGUUGAAAAUACAUAUAAGCUAUUGUUGCUGUGGCUGUCAGACCUCCUUAGACACUUUUAAAAUACAGUCCUUUUAGAGGAGGAUGUUCAAAUAAUACCUUUAUGUCUAAAUGCUAAACUAAAAAAAUUAUCUUCACUGACCUACCUACUUUAUUUAUUU